Molecule: messenger RNA, 1832 nt
Organism: Sphaerodactylus townsendi
Lineage: Eukaryota; Metazoa; Chordata; Lepidosauria; Squamata; Sphaerodactylidae
Gene: ANKRD45
Product: ankyrin repeat domain 45
Exons: 6
Coding region: 142-888 (248 amino acids)
Molecular function (GO): protein binding
Source: RefSeq, a predicted model, not a curated record
CACUCUAUGAAGUUGCCAUGACGACGGCAUCGCCAUGGCGAUGUAGUAGCUGGAAGCAAAAGGGGAUGUAACGAGGCUCCAAGAGAAGGGAAAAGGACAUUUGAAAGCCUACUCUCUUCCUAGAAGGUUGAUUUGAAGGAAAUGGAAGUGGUAGAAGAGGAGUCUGCGGGUUCAGUGGAAGCAAGCACACUAGAGGAUUUGGAGCCUCAAGAGGAACCAGUAACUUUCAACCCUCUCCUGAGGGCCGCUCUGACUGGAGACACAGAAGGGGUGCAACAGAUUUUUGAUGACCCAGAGGAUCCUGAUCGUGAAAAGGCCACUGAGCUACUGAUGGAAAAGGACAUUGUAGGGAGGGAUCUGUUGUAUGCGACUUGCAUGGCUGGCCAGAGUGAUGUUAUUCGAACACUGGCAAAAUAUGGAGUGGAUUUGAAGGAUAAGACAGCCAGAGGUUAUACACUCCUGCACUGUGCUGCUGCCUGGGGGCAACUGGAAACUCUGAAAACUCUCAUAGAACUGGAAGCUGACAUAUAUGCAACAACCUUUCAGGGUGAAAAGGCUAGAGAUAUUGCCAACCGCUAUGAGCAGACGGAGUGUGUAGAAUUCUUGGACUGGGCAGAAGCCAAACAAAACUUAAGAAUGCUUAUCGCCCAAAUCCAGGCAACUAUUACAGAUCCUGAGAAAGUCCAGGGAAGGCUUAAUAAAGAAGACAAGAGCAUAUCUAACAAAGCCUGCCAGGCCAAGACAGAGUGGCUUGAAAAUACUAAGGAACCUACUUUGCAAGACUUCUUGGAUCAAAAGCAGCUGCUAGAAGACAUAAUGCUUCCCAUCUUCACCAAGCUAGCUACUCCCCGUACGCAAGAAUCCAGUGUCAGCAAAAAAGCCGCCUGAAUUCCACCUGUUAAGUGAACCUCUCAGCUGUAAAUGAAGUUCCAGAAUGCUGAUCUUUGAGAUCUACUUCAGAAAGGUUGAAGUGACUGUCCAAGGACCAUCCGGGAUGUGGCAAAUAUCUCCAAGGGUAUCAGUUACAUUUUUACUAUGAGUACCAUUUUUGUUUUAACUGCUUCUGAUGUUACCCAAGAAUGCUACAAUUCUAUUCUCCAGUGCCCCAUCUUCCUACUACAUUUAAUAAAAGAAAUGUGCUUGGCUUGGUGUGGGGGAGGAAAGGAUUUACAUGCAUAACAGAACCAUGAACAGAGUCUACCAGCCUGCACAUGACUGCACUAAAGCAUAUCACAUCAAGGUGGAAGAAUAUAAAGUAACAGCAAAGUGGCAACACAGAAAGGACAGGGUUGUCGAAAUAGAAAGCAGUGGGGUGGAAGAUGGAAGUAAGCAGAUUUAGAAGAAGUUGUACAUUCUAUGCAGCACCCUAAUAACACUUCCAACCCCCGAUCCCCUACAAUUCAUCUGUUCUGGGCAGCUGAAAUUUUAAAAUCUCUUGUUUAAUUUACAAGUUCUUUAACCCUGAUCUACAUUAGGGACUUGCAUGUGUACUCCGCAAAUCUGCAGAUCUACAAUACCAAGCCAGCUUCAAAGACAGCACCUUGUGCAUAUGAAAACCAAGGAUUCAUUUGUGUGUAAUCUUAUGAAAAUAAAUUCCAUCAAUAACAUUCUAAAUUUAGUUUUGGAAGUAUAAUUUUUUUCCAGAACAGCAGUAAAGUUAUUUCUCCAAUAUUUCAUUUUCAGUACAAGGGGCAUUUGGAUGUUCUAUUUAGGACAACAGUUUUUUCCUUUAUUUAUAUCCUACUUUUCUCUCCACAGUUGAGACUUAAAGUGGCUUAGAGCACUGCUUGCCCCUUCUCUAUUUUCUCUCACAGCCCUUUGAGGUAGGCCAG